Messenger RNA from Lepidothrix coronata (blue-crowned manakin), 3562 nucleotides. It is a transcript of the gene SPI1, whose product is annotated as Spi-1 proto-oncogene. The coding region runs from base 77 to 877 and encodes 266 amino acids. The record is from RefSeq and is a predicted model, not a curated record. Gene Ontology annotation, molecular function: DNA-binding transcription factor activity, RNA polymerase II-specific; sequence-specific DNA binding. Gene Ontology annotation, cellular component: nucleus. The transcript is spliced from 5 exons. Lineage: Eukaryota; Metazoa; Chordata; Aves; Passeriformes; Pipridae. Gene Ontology annotation, biological process: regulation of transcription by RNA polymerase II; cell differentiation.
AUGUGAUUUUUUUCAAGUCAGUUAUGCUGGAUGUUUGAAAACUGAAUUAAGAAAAAUACACUCAGAAGUUGGCUGAAUGUUGCAAGCUUGCAAAAUGGAAGGAUUUCCCCUUAUUCCCCCUCCCUCUGAAGAUAUGGUACCCUAUGAGUCAGACCUCUACCGACAGCCCCAUGACUAUUACCAGUAUCUCAACAGUGACGGAGAGAGCCAUGGUGAUCAUUACUGGGAAUACCAUCCACACCACAUGCACAGUGAGUUUGAGACCUUUGGAGACAACCACUUCACAGAACUGCAGAGUGUGCAGCCUCCUCAGCUACAGCAGCUGUACAGGCACAUGGAGAUUGAACAAAUGCAUGUCUUGGAUUCUGCAAUCCCAACCACACACAUCGGACUCAACCAUCAGGUGUCCUAUUUGCCCCGGAUGUGCCUACAGUACUCCUCUCCACCUCAGCCCAGUUCUGAUGAGGAGGACAUGGAGAGACAGAGUCCCCCAUUGGAGGUAUCAGAUGGGGAGAAUGAUGGUAUGGACCCUGGGCCCGGAAUUAUGCAUGGAGAAACAGGCAGUAAGAAAAAGAUACGUCUGUAUCAGUUCCUUCUGGACCUUCUUCGCAGUGGGGACAUGAAGGACAGCAUCUGGUGGGUGGACAAGGAAAAAGGUACUUUCCAGUUCUCCUCCAAACACAAAGAAGCAUUGGCACAUCGCUGGGGCAUCCAGAAAGGCAACCGCAAGAAAAUGACCUACCAGAAGAUGGCACGGGCUUUGAGAAACUAUGGCAAGACAGGGGAGGUCAAGAAAGUUAAGAAGAAGUUGACCUACCAGUUUAGUGGAGAGGUGAUGGGAAGGGGGGUCACUGAUAGGAAGCAUUAUCCUCACUGAGGCCAUGGGACCCUAAGCAAGAAAAAUAUUAAGACCUCCUGGCUGGAUACCAGCAGAGGAGAUGGACACAUCUUUCUCUUUGCUUCCUGUGCCCCCUUCUCUGCCUUUAAACAGCCUUUACCAUCAGAUGUUUCUGGUACGAAUUCCCUUCUUCAGCAUCUGAGAAUCCUAACCAUGACAGAAUUCUUUGCUUCCAUCCUCCAAGUUGGACAGAGUUGGGAAAUUUAAACAAUGUACAAAUAUAUUAUUGUCAGGAAAGAUUUUUUUUUUUUGAUUGUAUUGUAACUAAAAAAUACAGCCGAUGAUGUUUUGCCUCCAAAGGUGGUGCUGUGUCACCCACAGUGACACCGCGAUAGCUUUCAGCUUUCAAACUAGCAUUAAUACAGGCUCUGCCGCAGCUCUCAAGGCUAGAGAGAAGUUUGCAGAUCUUGGAAUGAUACUCGUUCUUUUAAAUAGUAAUAACAUGUACAUAUUUAAUAAAAUUAGAUAUAAUGAAGUUCUGGUAUUUGCAUAAUAAAUGAUUACUUCACAAACAAAUCUUGCUCAUUCAAUUAUGCAGGUAUAGGUCCUCUGUGAUGUCUGAAUAAAAGGCACGCAGGGCUAUAGGGCCUUUUCCAUCUGUUGAUACUUUUUAAUUUACCUAGAAACACUGUCAGUGCUGUCAAACUCAGUAGAAAAUAUAAUAGGUGAGAUACAGUACUGUGAAAGAGACUACAGUACUGAAGUAAAUUUAAAUAUACAUAGAUAUAUAGAUAUAUAUAUUUGUCACUAUUUUUUCCAGUGCAAACAAAACCCUACCAGUUGAAUCAUUUCUAUUCAUGUAUACCAAGAAUAGCAUUUAUAGCUCCGUCUGGUCUAACAUAAGAAUUAGCCAUAUUCUCCUGUGGUUUCAGUUAUUUUCCUACUCCUGUUGCUUCUUCUGGCCUUCCUCCACAGUGAUAUCUUGAUUUUAGCUUAUGAAACUUUCCUAGAAUUAAGUUGCAUUUAAUCAUGUCUUUGCAGAAUUUUAAUACAAAAGGGUUUCAAGAUUUUAAAUGUGGAUUUUAGUCCCUACAGUAAAACAACUGAUAGUAAUUAAUAACAACUUCAUUGUAUAGAUUACAGUCAAAAUGCAAAAUAAAAGAUAACUCAAUACCUGAGAUACCAUGGUAAAUUUACCCAGUACAUCUAAACAUAGAAAUGAAAUUCAAGGUCAAUCAAAGCUAAGAAAAUUAUCAUUUUAAAUUUUAACAUUAUUUAACGUAUCUCAAUUGUUUUCAAGCACCCAGAAAUCAGGAAAACAUCAUGACUCUUCCAAAAUAUAUGAGGUGAAAUGAGGCAGAUCUAGAAUGAAGAGAAGGGUUUUGUUUAACAAUAUUGAUAUGCAGUACAUCAUGCCAAAUAAGACAAUUUGGAAGUCAUAACUAAGUAACCUAACUAAUUAACUUGAAAUUUUUCAGAGCUUGCUCCUCACUGAAACCAAAAAUCGUUGGCAGUGAUGAGCUUUUUAUAGACCUGAGUUCUCAAAACUAUAUCUAAACAUAGUCAGUGUUAUCUACACUAACAAUCUCACUGUGGAAGUGAAAAGUCUGGUGACAGCAUUGGGCUACAGUGUCUCCUUGGAGCCAAACAGGAAGAAGUUCCUGCUUAAAAAACAUCACAAUGUGCUACUUCCCAGUUCAUAACCACGAUAAAUAUAUCGAUCAACAAAAAAAUUAACUGAGAGUUAAAAGCAAGUAAGGGCUUCAGAACUUUCUCUAUCCAAGACAAGAAUGACAAAUAGAAAUUACCUUUCAUACUUAUAAAAAAUCUUGCAAUUCAACUUUUAAUUACUGGAGGAUCAUGUAUACUCUCCUAGUCAAAUAUUUUUCAUUCAUCUAGGGUUAAGAUAAGUCAAAUCUAUGAAACAAAUAAAGAAGAUAUUUUUUUUCUAAAAUUCCACUGGAAAAAUUUACCUCCUAUAAACCACAUCUGCAUCCAUAUUGCAAUUUUAGGAUGGAAGCUGAAGACACUGAAGGCAGCUCUCAGAAGACUAGAACAACACUCAGCACUGACAUAAUAUAGGUUUCUUCAAUGCUGAACUAGAAACUCAGGACUUUUCUGCUUGGUAUUGAUGACUCUCCACCACUGACUUGGAAUUAGAAAGAAAUAAAAGACAUUUGCACUCAUCAGACUUGCAGAUAUUCAAGAAAACUAGAGUAAUAAUUCCUCUCCUCAUAAAAAUAUCUUUAUCACAAACAUAGCUUGAAAAGCAGAACUGAUCCUUCUCUGACGCUAUAAUUUGGAAGAGAAGGAUCAUUUCCUCUUGCAGGAAAACUAUGAUAACUGGAAAGAGUCAAAUAGUGAAUUAAUUGUGGAGAUGCUUAGGACAUCACAAAAGCAAUUUCAGGCUUAUCAAAAGCUUUCUAAGAUCAAUGACAACUACUUUUCCAUUUUCUUAGUAAGUCUUGCAUAAAAACCAAUUAGAUGCUAGAUAAAUAAUACAAAAUUAAAAUAAGCAUUCAGACAGAAACAACAAGAACUUUUAAAUGAGUUAUUUGAGCACUGUGUAUUAAUAUAAAAUGUUAAUUUAGAGCAUCUACUUGUACUUGAAUUAUAGAAUUUGCAUUUCAUACUGCUUUUGACCACAAGUAAUGUGUAAAUUGAAGAAUCUGAGAAAAAUAUUUCGGGGGCAGUAUUAUUUAUAAUUAAAACUUUUUAAAAAUA